Molecule: messenger RNA, 568 nt
Organism: Lolium rigidum
Lineage: Eukaryota; Viridiplantae; Streptophyta; Magnoliopsida; Poales; Poaceae
Exons: 1
Coding region: 1-516 (171 amino acids)
Source: RefSeq, a predicted model, not a curated record
AUGGAGAUUGAGGCGUUCCCGAUAGGGUUCACCAAGGGCAUCCGCUCGCACUGGCGCCGCCGCAAGUACCAGCGCCUGGAGGCCGGCGAGGGCGGCAGCAGGACCAAGGGCAACACGCAGCGCCUCGGCGGCGGCGCCCGGCGUUCCGGCGGGUGGCGCCUGCGGCUUCGCGGGCUAAUCCUGCGCCGCGUGCGCGUGGUUCGAGCGGUUGUCGCGGCGCCCGCACGGCUGCUGGGGCGGCUGCGGGACGCGUACGUGGGCGGCAUGCUGACGGUGGCCAGGAAGGCGGCGAUCACGGCGCUGCCCAGCGACGGGAUGUGGACGAAGCGCGUGCCGCGGCGGAAGCACCAGAAGCUGUUGCUGCCUGGGGCUGCGGCGGCGGCGCAACAGGGCCCUUCGGAGUUCGAGAAGCGGCUGGUCAUGGAGAUCUACAAGUCCAUCGUCGCCUCCAAGGAGCUCACCACCAUGCUCCACUCCUCCGCCGCGCACCUCACCACGAACACAGCAUCAGCCUAGCAACCUGGUGUAACAUUCAUCCGUCACUGACCGGCGGCCCAAGAAGCCGAGA